AUGUAGAAAGUCAGACAUAAUUAUGUCUCCAAGAAGGACGAAUUCAAUCCAAAAAGAGUUGAAAAGGCGAGUUCUGCUGCUAAAGGAUUAUGCGAAUGGGUUUUAGCUUUAGAUGAAUAUGAAAAGGUACUCACUAUUGUUAGACCUAAACAAGAAAAGUAUCUUCAAUCACAACAGGAAGUGGCCAGAUUGUAAGAGUCAUUGAAAAAUAUUAUAAUAAGAUUUAUCUGUUUUAACAGCAGAGAUUAAUAAGAAACUAUGAAUAAUCAAUAGCAAUUAGAUAGAGAUAUUAAGGAGUGUGAAGUCAAGUUGCAGAGAGCUACAAAGUUGAUGGAAGGAUUGGGAGGAGAAAGAGAGAGAUGGAGUAAGUCAUCUGCCAUUUAUGAAUAGAGAUUAAAAUAAGUAUUGGGAGAUAUCAUACUAUCAUCAGGAACUAUUGCAUAUUUAGGAGUCUUUAGUAAUAGUUUCAGAUAGAAAACCAUCAAAAUGUGGAUGGAUAACUUGAAGGGUAAUAUGUAAUUCUCUGAAAACUUUUCAUUACAGAACAUUCUUGGGUAACCGAUUUUGAUUAGACAAUGGAGAAUGAAUGGUUUACCUAGUGAUUAGUUCAGCAUUGAAAAUGGAAUUAUAAUGAAUAGGUGUCAAAGGUUCCCUUUAAUAAUCGAUCCCUAAGGACAAGGCAAUAGAUUUAUUAGACAAAACGAAAAAGAUAUAAAAUUAGUCAAGUUCACUGAUAGCGAUUUCUUGAGAACAUUGGAAAAUACAUUAUAAUUUGGAUAACCAUUACUAAUUGAAAAUAUAUAUGAGGAUGUUGAUUCAACUAUUGAUUCUGUCUUGCUCAAGCAAAUCUUCAAAAAUGCUGGAGUUAUGUCAGUCCGUAUUGGAGACAAUAUUAUACCCUAUAAUAAAUAGUUCAAUCUGUUCAUGACUACCAAAUUAAGCAAUCCUCAUUACACUCCAGAAAUAAGUACUAAAGUUACAAUUAUCAAUUUCACCAUUACUCAAAGUGGGUUAGAGGAUUAAUUACUAGAAAUAUGUGUUAGCAAAGAGUAACCAAAUUUAGAAGAGGAGAAGAAUAGGUAGAUUUUAUAGUAACACAAAAAUAAAUAAGAGUUGUAAAAAAUAGAAGAUCAAAUUCUUAGAGUUUUAAAUAAGGCUGAGAAUAUUUUGAAUGAUGAGGAAGCUAUUUAGAUUUUGUAGACUUCUAAAGAAAAAUCAAAAGAUAUUGAGGAGAAAUAAGAGACAUCAGAAUACACAGAGAGAAAGAUUGAUGAAGCCAGAGUGUAAUAUAAACCAAUUGCUAUUCAUGGGGCUUUGCUCUUCUUUGCAGUCAUAUCUCUAGCCUAAUUAGAUUCUAUGUAUUAAUACUCUUUAUCUUGGUUAUUAAAUUUGUAUUAGGAAGCAUUCAUCAAAAGUGAAUCAAGUUAACGUAUUCAAUAAAGAAUAACCAACAUUAAUAAUAUGACACUCAACUUAAUAUAUAAUUAAGUUUGUAGGGGAUUAUUCGAGAAGGAUAAAUUGCUUUAUAGUUUCAUUAUUUUGAUCAAAAUUCUUGAAUAGAAGAAAUAAAUAGAUUUUGAAGAAUUCUCCUUCAUUAUUAGAUAAAUAACUAUUCCCACUGAAGUACCAGAAAAUCCUUUCAAAGAAUGGUUACCAAACUAAGCAUGGGCAAGAGUAUAAGUCUUAAUAAAAGUGAACAAGAAAUUAUCAUAAAUUGUAGAUAGUAUGCGUAAUUUCCCUGAAGUUUGGAUGGAAUUACUAGACUCUCCAGAUGGCCAUUAGAUUAGAUUCCCUGAACCAUUUGUCAUCAUCACUCCUAUAUAGAGAAUGUGUAUAAUAAAGGCUUUAAGACCCGGUAAACUGCCUAGAGUGAUUCAAGAAUUUGUGGCUUCUGAAUUGGGAGAUAAAUAUAUUUAACCUCCAUCAUUUUCACUCCAUCAGUCAUUUCAAGGUAGCAAUCCCAAAUCCCCAUUGUUAUUUGUGUUGCCUGGUACUGAUCCUAUGAACGCUUUACUUAAUUUUGCUAAAUAGAAGGAUAUCUAACUAAGAUCUGUUUCAUUGGGUUAAGGGUAAGGAGUGAUUGCAGAAAAGGAAAUUGAAGAUGCAAAAUAAUCAGGAACAUGGGUGAUAUUGUAAAAUUGUCAUUUAUAUCCAUCAUGGAUGCCAAAGUUAGAAAAGAUUAUAGAGGAUAUAUAAACUUAGAAAAUGCACAAUCAUUUCAGACUCUGGUUAACCAGUUAUCCCAGUGAGGAUCUACCCGCAUCUAUUGUUUAGAGCAGUGUGAAGAUGACAAAUGAACCACCAACUGGUAUCAAAUCGAAUCUAUAGGUCAGUUAUUCUAGUGCUCUUUAUUAACAAUUAGAUUAUUCAAAUAAGAAACUAUCAAAACUAUUUUAUGCAUUAUCAUUUUUCCAUGCUAUAUUGCAAGAACGUAGAAAUUAUGGACCUAUAGGUUUUAAUAUCUAUUAUGAUUUUAAUCAAUCCGAUCUAUUUAUAUCAAUUAGACAACUUUAAUAAAUGGCUGCCGAUGUCUCCAUACCAUUCCAUGCAUUACAUUACCUAAUUGGAGAAUGCAAUUACGGAGGUAGAGUAACUGAUGAAAGAGAUAGGAGAGUGGUGAGAGCUCUUUUGGAUGAAUAUUUAACUGAGAAAGUCACCUUUGACACCUUCUAAAUUCAAGAUUUCCCAAUUAUUGAAGGGUUAUCGUAUGAAGAAUAUAUGAAUCAAUUGAAUAAUCUACCACUAGUCCAGCCAACUCAUCUUUUUGGAUUCCAUCCUAAUGCUGAAAUUAUGAAGGAUCAACAAUACACAGAUGAGAUCCUUAGAAAAUUGUAAUAGACACUUGGAUCCUCUUACACCGAUGGUUAAUAAAAUGAUGAAUCUAAAAAAGCAGAUAAUGUCCUUAAACAAUUAUGUGAAGAGUACCUUGCCAAUUUCCCUAGAAAAUUUGAUAUCGAAAUUGCAAAUGCUAAGUAUCCUCAUGAUUAUAAGAACUCUUUUAAUACUGUUUUCUAAUAAGAAAUAUCAAGAUUCAAUAAGUUGUUCUCAGUUAUUCAAUAAUCAUUUAUUGAUACACUGAAUGCUAUCAAGGGAUUAACAGCUAUGUCUGACCAAUUGGAAAAAAUUACUCAAUCAUUUCUAAUAGGAGCAGUACCAGAAUAAUGGAAAAACCACUUGCUUCGUAUUUAUAGGAUUUCCUAAGAAGAAUCAGGUAUUUCCAGAAUUGGCUAGAUAAACAAAUUCCCUAUGUCCAUUGGAUCUCUGGUUUCUUCUUUACUCAAUCCUUCCUUACUGCUGUCUUAUAAAAUCACGCCAGAAAAUACUCAAUAGCAAUAGACAAAUUAGAUUUUGAAUUCUAGUUUCUUGAAGAGCCUUAAUGAUGGCACUCUUAUAUUUGGACUCUUCUUGGAGGGAUGCAGAUGGGAUUAUGGUCGAGAAAUGAUUGUGGAAUCUAAUCCGAAGGUACUGACAACUCUAGCUCCUAUCAUAUGGCUCAAGCCUAUACAGGGAGAGUCAGAAACAAAGAACCAAUACGUUUGCCCAGUUUACAAGACAGCAGAAAGAAGGGGAGUCCUCUCUACUACUGGGCAUUCUACUAAUUUUAUCAUGAAUGUCAAUUUGCCAACUGAACAAUCACAACAUCAUUGGGUGAAGAGAGGUGUAGCUAUGCUUUGUUAACUCUCAGAUUGACUGAAAAAACUGAUCUAAUUCAAUAUAUAUAAAUAAAAUUUCAUUUUAUUUAACUUAUCUAA
Paramecium tetraurelia is the source of this 3752-nucleotide messenger RNA. RefSeq lists its product as uncharacterized. Gene Ontology annotation, molecular function: dynein intermediate chain binding; dynein light intermediate chain binding; minus-end-directed microtubule motor activity. The transcript is spliced from 5 exons. NCBI's taxonomy places the organism in Eukaryota, Ciliophora, Oligohymenophorea, Peniculida, Parameciidae. Gene Ontology annotation, biological process: microtubule-based movement. The record is from RefSeq and is a predicted model, not a curated record. Gene Ontology annotation, cellular component: dynein complex.